AUGGGCGAGAGCACGGAGACGACGGACUGGAGCUUGACGAACGGACAUGGAUAUAUCCUGAACCGUGACCGGGCGCAUGCGGCGGCCAGCCGGCUGAACCUGCAGUUCUAUCUCUGGAAGGACGCGCUCGGCUUCAACAUCCACCCGGUGGUGGCGGCAGAGCUGCGGCCAGACGCGCGCAUUGCCGAGGCGCCGCCAACAGCGUGGCUUCCGGCGGGCACGUCGCUGCGGCGGUGGAACGUGUUGGAAGACGUGCCAGACGACCUCGUGGGCACCUUUGAUUACGUGCACACGCGGCUGCUCGUGCUCGUGGUGGAGAACAAGGACCCGCGGCCGAUCCUGCGCAACCUGCUCCGUCUGCUGAAGCCGGGCGGCUACCUGCAGUGGGACGAGCUCGAUACCGUGCACAUGGCCGUGCACAAGAUAGACACGGCACUGGCGACGCCGGCACUCGACCAGCUGCGUGCGUGGUCCUGGGCCGGUGGCCGGCGCGACUGGACCGUGCGACUGGCCGAGUUUAUGGCGGACGUGGGCUUCAGCGCAGCCAAGACUGACUUUUACGGCGACCCGCUGCCGCUCGUGCGCGCUUUCAACGAGCAGCACCUGCUUACGGCGGAUGAGUUCGCCCUUGGUCUGGCCAAGCUCGGCCAGGCCGACGCUGCCAACAAGUACUUUAAGCUGGUCGAAGAUGCGUACGUGGAGUCGGUGGUUGGCGCCUCGCUCAGCGUUCCUCGUGUGGUGUGCACGGCACAGAAGCCAGUGGAAAGGUAG
Messenger RNA from Grosmannia clavigera kw1407, 771 nucleotides. Its product is annotated as umta methyltransferase family protein. Bases 1 to 771 code for a protein of 256 amino acids. The transcript is spliced from 2 exons. The record is from RefSeq and is a predicted model, not a curated record. NCBI's taxonomy places the organism in Eukaryota, Fungi, Ascomycota, Sordariomycetes, Ophiostomatales, Ophiostomataceae.